AUGCAUGAUAUUCAAUACAAAGUGUUGUGAUUGAUUUUGACAUUCGUGAUUAUUUUUAUAAUGUAUUAAGUAAAUUCAUGAAGCAAAUUUUCUUUAUAACUUUUUCCACAUGGUUAUAUCUUUCAUCUCAUCCUAUAAAUUCUAAGUGUGCGUUGGUAACUAAGAGCAACCAUUAGAGAUGGCUUCAUGUAAGCUCCCAGACAACUUGGAGGUCAUUCUGAGCUAUGCUGACUCUACAGAUGUUCUCGAUCGCCUUCGGGAUGGAGUUUUCCUGAAAGAAAAGAGAGAGAAGUUCUGGAUUGACAAGAUUACCAGCGCCAGCGCAUUCAUGUUGUAUGCAAGGGAUCUCUCAAUCGCUUGGGCAGAUGAUCAAAGUUACUGGAAGUGGGCUUCCAUGAAAGACACUGAUGGUGUUCAAGUUGAGGUGGCUGAGGCGGUGGGAAUAUAUUGGCUUGAGGUAAAAAAGAAAUUCCUUACAGAAAUGCUCACCCCAAGGACUUCAUAUGAAGUUUCAUUUAUCUUAAUGAAGAAGGAGGAUAAUACUGGACUUUCUCAACCAGUGACGCUGAAAAUCCUCCUGCCUAACCAUGAGCCAAUUGAACGCACACAAUAUUUGAAUGAUAUGCCGACAAACGAAUGGAAAGAGAUCCUAGUUGGUGACUUUAUUACCCCUUGUGAUCAUCUGUAUGGGGACAUGGAAAUCUCUAUGGCACAGACUGAUUGUGAUAAUGGCAAGAAAGGACUCGUCGUCAACAAAAUCAUCAUUCGGCCAAUAACAAAGGAAUGGAGGGAGCUUAGUGGGGAAUACAAAUGGCAUGGUCUCUUGGAUCCUCUCAACGUUGACCUUAGCAAGUUUAUAACUGGUUAUGGUGAAAGACUUGAUGCUAUCUAUGACUGCAUAAUUAAAGAUACUAAUUCACCCAGGUAUGAACUUCCCAUGUAUGAAGAAAAAGAUUUUUUUUCUAAAGUUGGCCCAGACAGAGGCAAAGCAAUGAAAUGCCAAAUAUACCAAGUGAAAAAGUACAUCUAUGCAUGGGUCAAUGUUUCAUUCCCGGUGGAAUUGUUCGUUCCGGACAGAUCAGCUUGGAUUGGUUAUGUGGCUGUGGCAACAGAUGAAGGAGCGAGAUUGUUGGGAAGGAGAGACAUUUUGGUUUGCUGGAGAGGAACUUACAAUAGAGCGGAGUGGGAAAGGAAUGCUAGUUUCUCACAAACCCAUGCUCAAGUCAUAUAUCCAACAGUCCCUGAUGCUGAGGUGCACAAAGGAUUUUACUCCAUCUACACAGAGCCAAACUCAGAAUGCAAUAACAAAAGCGCUAGAGAUCAGGUUCUAGAAGAAGUUAGAAAUUUGGUAAAUUUAUACCAAGGCGAGAAAGUCAAUAUAACAAUGACAGGAUACAGUUUAGGCGCAGGUCUUGCUACAUUGAACGCAGCUGAUAUAGUUUCCAAUGGAUAUAAUAAGCCUAACCCUAAUCUAGAGAAUAAGGAAUUCUUGGUCACAACCUUUGUGUUUGGGAGCCCUAAGGUUGGAGACAUAGCCUUCCAAACUGAAUUCAAUAAGCAUAUGAGUGAAAGGAAGCUACGUCUCCUACGCAUUGCAAAUGUCGAUGACGUUAUCACUAAAAUUCCAUUCACAGGUUAUGUUGAAGUUGGAUAUGAGAUAAUGUUUACCCCAACCAGUGCAAGCUCAGAUGAGUAUGGCAAGAUAAGAAGUGAUCAUAAUUUGAAGAAUUAUAUUAGAGAACUCUGUGCACUACCAUAUGCCUUGUCCAAGGCAUCAUAAAAUUCCUGGGAAAAAGAUAAUACAGAGUCGAUCUCUUUUAUGGAAAUAAAUUCCUUCCUCUGUGGAUGAGUAUGGAAAUAAAGCCAUUUGUGCAUCGUGCGCCUUGUAUUGCUCAAUCAAAUUUUAAUUUUAUAAAAAGAACACUAUAGGUGAUUUUAAUUUCCA
Molecule: messenger RNA, 1945 nt
Organism: Mangifera indica (mango)
Lineage: Eukaryota; Viridiplantae; Streptophyta; Magnoliopsida; Sapindales; Anacardiaceae
Product: phospholipase A1-II 1-like
Exons: 4
Coding region: 179-1780 (533 amino acids)
Biological process (GO): lipid metabolic process
Molecular function (GO): glycerophospholipid phospholipase A1 activity
Source: RefSeq, a predicted model, not a curated record